Messenger RNA from Ceutorhynchus assimilis (cabbage seed weevil), 1955 nucleotides. The record is from the annotation of a GenBank genome assembly. Lineage: Eukaryota; Metazoa; Arthropoda; Insecta; Coleoptera; Curculionidae.
UUACCUACAUAUACAACCGCGUCAGGCUAGUACGAUAAUUCACUUAACAUGUUUCCUAUUUUUACAAUUUGCUUUUUAAUUGCAAUUUCUUCAAUAUCUUUUGCAAAUAUUUCAAAUUUCACUGAACUUUACAAAGACAUCGAAGAGCUAAUAAACUUGACUGAAACCUUCCAUGGAUUGGAGAAUAAUAAUGAAUAUUUCGUGAAUUUCGAUAGCGCCAAAAAACCAAUUGAUUAUGGUACUUUCGAUUUUAUUAUUGUUGGAGCAGGAACUGCAGGAGGCGUAGUGGCUAACAGAUUAACAGAAACCAAUUUUAAAGUUUUAUUAAUCGAAGCAGGGCCUCGCGAUCCCGAUACCGUAUCAGUGACGGCUCUUGGUGCAUAUUACUAUAAUACACCGUUGGAUUGGGGAUAUAAAACCACUGUCCAAGAUAAUUUUUGUCUUGCAACAAUUGAUAAACGAUGUAUUUAUCCAAGAGGUAAAAUGUGGGGUGGUACCAGUAGCACUACCGGUGGAGUGUAUAGCAGGGGUAGCAGAUGGGAUUAUGAUGAUUGGGCAAAUCUUGUGGGCAGUAAUGACUGGUCCUAUGAAAAAGUUUUGCCUUAUUUCAAGAAAGCUGAAAAAGCAUUUUUCAAAACUGGCUUGGAUGCAAGUUAUCAUGGAUUUGAGGGUCCUCAAGGGGUAGACCUAUUAGAAGACACACCGGGAUUGACUAAAACUCUACUAAAAGCUUUUGAAGAAAAAGGAGUACCCGAGCUGGAUUACAAUGGAAAGAGUCCAUAUGGCGUGGGUAGGACUCAAAUAUAUUUAAACAGAAAUAUUCGAACUGGAACGGCAUAUGCUUACAUAACUCCAGCAUCAAAUAGAACUAAUCUUGUUAUAAGUGACAAUUCUCUGGUUACUAAAGUAAAUAUUGUCGAAAACAUAGCUGUGGGCGUAGAAUUCAUUAAAAACGGAACGGCCUAUUUUGCCAGGGCCUCAAAAGAAGUAAUUUUAUCUGCUGGUUCUAUAAAUACACCACAAAUCUUGAUGUUAUCAGGCAUCGGUCCUUCGCAAGAACUAAAAAAACAUGGCAUAGAAGUUAUCAAAAAUUUGCCAGUAGGACAAAACUUACAAGAUCAUGUAGGAUGUACGGCAAUAUAUUUCAGAACCAACCAUACUUAUUAUAAUCUCACUCUAAAACAAGCACUCGAGCUCUGGUACGAAAAUAAAAGACCAUUGAAAGCUGGCUGGGGCAGUCAAAUAUUGAGUUUCAUAAAUCUCAAAAACGACAAAUUUAAACCACCAGAUGUCGAAUUUAUAGGUAUUGGUCCUAAUGGUGCAUCCAGUGAAAUAGCAAAACUAAAUAGAUAUAAUCAAAACUACACAGCUGCAUAUAAAAUACUGAACCAGUACACUGAUUUAGCAUUUACUGUUAUAUUGCUCCAUCCGGAAUCAAAAGGAGAACUAACACUUCAGUCAAAUGAUCCGCGAGAUUUUCCAUUGAUAAACCUCAAUGUUUUUGCUGUUGAAAAAGAUUUAGAAAUAUUGUACCAAUCAAUAAAAUGGUUACUCGAUAUACAGAAUACCAAUGCUUUCAACCACUUUGAACGCUUGCACCUACUUAUGCCAGGUUGCGACGAAAAUUUCAAAACUGAUUCCAGAGAGUGGUGGUAUUGUGUGCUAAGACAUAUUGCAUCUCCUGAUUACCAUCCUAUAAGUACAGCAAUAAUGGGAAGAGAUCCCAGUAACUCUGUUACCGAUCCGGAACUUAAAGUUCAUGGAAUUCGAGGGCUUAGAAUUGUAGAUGCUAGCGUAGUCCCAAUAACCAUAUCUGGUCAUUUAGUCGCACCCGUUGUAAUGGUGGCAGACAAGGCAGCUGAUUUCAUAAAGGCUGAAUACAACGGCUUACAAAAAAAUUAAUUUCUUUCAAAUUGUAGGCCUAUAUUAUCAUUAAAUAAAAAAAAGAAGAGCUA